CAAAAAAUAUAAAUAAUGCUUUGAAAAUGUGUUAAAAAAUCCUACAAACCUACUUUUAUUAGGUGAAAUGACAUAAUUCAUAAUCCUAAACUUGGUCGGAUAUGGGAUGAAGGUAUUACAAGUACUGCGGCACUGUCUCCUCGUCUUACACACUCCGGUUAGGUGCAAACCCGGUCAGCUGUUGAUUUGGUUUACAACGUGUAUGGAAAGAACGAGAAUGUUGGCACGCCCGUGGUUGUACUACAUGGAUUGUUGGGCUCCAAGAGGAACUGGGCGAGUAUGUGCCAAAAGAUAGCCACAACAUGCAACCGGUUGGUCGUAGCUGCCGACGCUCGUAACCAUGGAGAGAGUCCUCACGAGAGCUCCCAUGGCUACCACGAACUGGCUGGAGAUGUCGGCAAGCUGAUUGACACCUUGGGUCUGAACGCAGCUACGGUGAUUGGUCAUAGCAUGGGUGGGAGAACAGGCAUGGCUUUAGCGCUUACACAGCCAAUGAAAGUCCACAGUCUGAUCGUAGUCGAUAUCUCCCCAGUCUCCACUGCUGGCAUCCUCAACGACUUCUUCCCAGUACUGAUAGACCACAUGAAGGCCAUCAAUUUCCAAGGACAAGCAUCUGUCACAGACGCCAGAAACCUCGCUAAACAGAAGUUAAUGGCCAGUGGCUUGUUUGGGAGGGGUAUCCAUUUCAUUCUGAUGAAUAUCGGCAAGCGAGGCGACAAGAUUGACUGGAUGUGCAACUUGGAUGCUCUGAAAAAUCAUUUUCUGGAGAUCGCGAGUUUUCCGGAUGAUUUGAAGGCCAUGCAGUAUAAAGGCCCGGUUCUGUUUAUUGGAGGCACACAGUCUAACUACUUGCCGACAAGUGAUUUAAGAGGAAUCCAAGCAAUAUUUCCGAACGCGGAACUUAAGUAUGUUCAAGGAGUCGGUCAUAACGUUCACGCGGAGGAUCCUACAACCUUCUUCAAUUACGUCAACGAGUUCCUUACGAAAAAUAAAUAAAACUGUUACCUUGUCUACCUACGGAAGAAUUUUAA
Molecule: messenger RNA, 1031 nt
Organism: Leguminivora glycinivorella
Lineage: Eukaryota; Metazoa; Arthropoda; Insecta; Lepidoptera; Tortricidae
Product: protein ABHD11-like
Cellular component (GO): mitochondrion
Source: RefSeq, a predicted model, not a curated record